Messenger RNA from Parnassius mnemosyne (clouded apollo), 966 nucleotides. The record is from the annotation of a GenBank genome assembly. Lineage: Eukaryota; Metazoa; Arthropoda; Insecta; Lepidoptera; Papilionidae.
AUGGUUAAUAACCGAAUCACCUUCAGUAAAACUAUCGUCACCAUCAUCAUCACCAUCAUCAAAAACGCUACAGGUACAAUGAGUAGUGGUAGUGAAUCGCCAGAAACGGCAUCAGAACAAAAUGUUACCACGCGCCCAUGUACAAGGCGCAAGCACAGAUCGCACGUCGACCUUACAUCAGACGUUAAUCGAGUUAGCGUACGUAUACCGCCAUUUUGGCCGGACGAUCCUGAAUUAUGGUUUGCGCAAAUAGAGGGUCAAUUCACAAUUUCAAACAUAUUAUCGGAUACCACAAAAUUUUAUUACGUGACGAGUAAUUUAGAUCCUCAAUAUUCUAAAGAAGUAAAAGAUAUUAUUGUUUCUCCGCCUUCUAGUAACAAAUACGAGAAACUUAAAGACCAACUGAUUAAACGCUUGUCAGCAUCGCGUGAAAGGAAGAUUCAGCAGUUACUCAUGCACGAGGAAUUGGGAAAUCGGAAACCUUCCCAAUUCUUACGACACCUGCAGAGCUUAGCAGGUCCCUCGGUACCCGAGGACUUUAUACAGAGCAUAUGGAGCAGCCGACUUCCCAACAACAUCCAAACGCUGAUUGUGUCGCAACCAACCAGCUCAUUGGACGUUUUAGCCGAUCUAGCAGACAGAAUAUACGAUAUAGUAUCUCCAACACUUCAAGUCGCAACAACCUCACGUACUACAUCGACACCUGGUACCAGUACGCAGUCUAUGGAGAAUGAAAUAGCGGAGCUGAAAGCAGCUGUUAAGAACCUUACCAUGCAAUUGAGCAGACGUUCCAGACCAUGUGACCGUUCUAGCAUCCGCAAUCGCAGACGUUCAACUUCCCGAUCUGACUCCAGCUACAGAAGAUACCCAACCUGUUGGUAUCACUCGAAAUAUGGAGAUAAGGCCAACCGGUGCAUCAAACCCUGCGAUUUUGGAAAAUCGGGAAACGCUCGAAGCAGUCGGUGA